AUGAUCUCCGAUAACGACCUCUACCGCCUCGCCCUCUUCCUCGGCACCUGCGCCAUGAUGAUGAUCGUCCUCUACCAUUUCCUCGAGGUCAAUGCCAGCGACGAGGCCGACGAGCAACCCACUCAUAAGAACGCCGGAUCCGCAGACAAGGCUUCGAACAUGGGAAUCACGGGUGACGGUGUGCCGCUGGCUGCCGCUGCUGCUGCCGCUGGGGGUUCUGGUUCGUCAGCUAUUGGAGGGGGGAAAGGGAGGUAA
Molecule: messenger RNA, 255 nt
Organism: Aspergillus chevalieri
Lineage: Eukaryota; Fungi; Ascomycota; Eurotiomycetes; Eurotiales; Aspergillaceae
Product: dolichyl-diphosphooligosaccharide--protein glycosyltransferase subunit 4
Exons: 1
Coding region: 1-255 (84 amino acids)
Cellular component (GO): oligosaccharyltransferase complex
Source: RefSeq, a predicted model, not a curated record